Molecule: messenger RNA, 1267 nt
Organism: Phragmites australis (common reed)
Lineage: Eukaryota; Viridiplantae; Streptophyta; Magnoliopsida; Poales; Poaceae
Exons: 1
Coding region: 230-880 (216 amino acids)
Source: RefSeq, a predicted model, not a curated record
CGGAUCUGACGUCCAUAAAGCUGCCGAAAUUUUACAGUUUAAAUUUGGCGCGGGAUCAUCGGUUAAGACGCGGCUGCUCUGCAUUCAGCCACCGCUGCCUGCCUACCUGCAAACUUCAAUAAAUCUGGCAGACCAAGAAAUCCUCGCAACCCAACGUGAUAGAAGACGAAAGGCAAAGGAUUCCGAUCCACCUGCAGCAAUUCCAAAUCCCGAGGUUCUCCCGCGCGCCAUGGCUGUGCCGCCCCACGCCAUGCCAGAGCAGCAGCAGGAGCAAGAAGAAGACGACGACUUCACCUUCCCCACGCCGCCGCAGCUCCCUGCAGCCGCACGCGGCAACGGUCGCCGCGUGUUCCACCUACCCUGCUCGGCGUCCUCGUCUUCCUCCCCGCCGGUCUGGCUGCCCUCCUCCCCCAUCCGCCGCAGCUUCUCCGCGGCCGACUGCGCCGCGUCGCCGUGGCGCGCGCGCGUCCUGCUCGGCCGCCACCGCCUCAACGGCGCGUGCUCCCCCGCGCUCAGCGACUACGCCGCCGGCUUCUGCGACGAUGAAGAAGAGGAAGAAGAGGAGACGAUGGACAGCCUGUGGGAGGACCUCAACGACAAGGACGCGGCGGCCGGGGACGACCUGUUCCUCGGCUCCCUCGACGUGUCGCGCCUCCGGUCCAUCGCCGGGCCGGACGUCGCCGAGAGGACGAGGAGGGCGGCCAAGGAUCAGCGCGAGGCCGCGGUGCUCGGCGCGUCGAGGAGCUCGCGGCGGCGGCCGCCGGGGCUGGUGGUGAUGAUGCGCGCGCUCAAGAGGAUGUUCGUCGCGCACAAGGACAAGAGCAAGGUGCACAGGGACGAGCAGAGCACCGUCUCUGAUUCUGCUUCUGCUUUUUCCUGAUCCCUGCAAAAAAGGAUGAGCUGCAUCAACACAAAUGAAAAGUGCAAUUUUUGUGGGUGAAAAAGACUCAGCUUAAUACUCCAAUAUGUUCAUGUUGAUCGUGUUCAUUACAUCUUGCGGCUUGAUCUCUUGAUCGGAUAGUCUCCACAGACGUUCUACAUAGUUACGCCGGUGAUGUUCAUCGGAGUUCUAUGAUAUGAAUGUGUAUCUUUGUGCAUAGUUUUAUCUGUCUUUGGUAAAAAAGAAUGUUCUAGUUAGAAUGUACAUGUUACAUGGACAGUUGGAUAUCAGUGAUAUUAUUCACUUGUGUCCUCUCCUCUUGUGUGUGUUCUUAACUCUUAUAAUUUGGUUUGCUUGUAUAUUUGGUCUGAGAAAUAUAUACCAGUG